CCAGCCUUCACUACCUGUUUGUCCUACUCUCUGCCACCAUGCUGGCCUCAGGGCUGCUGCUGGUGGCUUUGCUGGCCUGCCUGAGUGUAAUGGUGUUGAUGUCUGUCUGGAGACAGAGGAAGCUCGGGGGGAAGCUGCCUCCCGGGCCCACUCCACUGCCCUUCAUCGGGAACUACCUGCAGCUGGACACGGAGCAGAUGUACAACUGCCUCAUGAAGCUGAGCAAGCGCUAUGGCCCUGUGUUCACGGUCCACCUGGGGACUCGCCGGGUUGUGGUGCUGUGUGGCUACGAUGCAGUGAAGGAGGCCCUGGUGGAUCAGGCUGAGGAGUUCAGCGGGCGAGGGGAGAACGCCACCUUUGACUGGCUCUUCAAAGGCUACGGCGUAGUGUUCAGCAACGGGGAGCGCGCCAAGCAGCUGAGGCGCUUCUCCAUCACCACCCUGCGGGACUUCGGAGUGGGCAAGCGCGGGAUAGAGGAGCGCAUCCAGGAGGAGGCAGGCUUCCUCAUCCAGGCAUUCCGGGACACUUGUGGCGCCUUCAUAGAUCCUACUUUCUACCUGAGCCGAACAGUCUCCAAUGUCAUUAGCUCCAUUGUCUUUGGUGACCGCUUUGACUAUGAGGACAAAGAGUUCUUGUCACUGUUGCGCAUGAUGCUGGGAAGCUUCCAGUUCACAGCUACCUCCACCGGGCAGCUCUAUGAGAUGUUCUACUCGGUGAUGAAGCACCUGCCAGGACCUCAGCAACAGGCCUUUAAGGAGCUGCAGGGCCUUGAGGACUUCGUGGCCAGGAAGGUGGAGCAGAACCAACGCACUCUGGACCCCAACUCCCCGCGGCACUUCAUCGACUCCUUUCUUAUCCGCAUGAAGGAGGAGAAAAAUAACCCCAACACAGAGUUCUUCAUGAAUAACCUGGUGAUGACCACAGUGAACCUCUUCUUUGCUGGCACCGAGACCAUCAGCACGACCAUGCGCUAUGGCUUCCUGAUGCUCAUGAAGCACCCAGAGGUGGAGGCCAAACUCCAUGAGGAGAUUGACCGGGUGAUUGGCAGGAACCGGCAGCCCAAGUUUGAGGACCGCGCCCAGAUGCCCUACACAGAGGCCGUGAUCCACGAGAUCCAAAGAUUUGGAGACAUGAUUCCCAUGGGCGUGUCUCGCAGGGUCAUCAAGGACACCAAAUUUCGGGACUUUUUCCUCCCCAAGGGCACAGAAGUAUUCCCUAUGCUGGGCUCUGUGCUGAGAGACACCAAGUUCUUCUCCAACCCUGAAGAUUUCAACCCCCAGCACUUCCUGGACGACAAGGGGCAGUUUAAGAAGAGUGAUGCAUUUGUGCCUUUUUCCAUUGGUAAGCGACCACAGCCUGCUGCCAGGCCACAGCUCACACCACCAGCUUCCCUCUCUAAGUGUAGCCUAGCAUCUUUCUCCAGCUCUAAAGUCCCUCUUGAAAUCUACCCUGGAGCCUACCAGCUGCAACUCCCGUAA
Messenger RNA from Marmota flaviventris (yellow-bellied marmot), 1478 nucleotides. NCBI's taxonomy places the organism in Eukaryota, Metazoa, Chordata, Mammalia, Rodentia, Sciuridae. The record is from RefSeq and is a predicted model, not a curated record.